UGCAGAAGGAGCACCGUGAGGAGCAGCACCGGGACCGUGUUCCUGUAGCCCGGAGAAUGCCGUCCCUGUCGGAGCAGCUGCAGGAGGUGCGGAGUCGGGCUGAGGUGUGUCUCUACUCUGGUGGGAGGGUGGCAGAGGUGAGGGUGGGGGUGAUGGCUAUUUCAAAUCUGCCUUUACCGCCCUGCUCCAAAUACUGCCACAUCGCCGCAGAGACCAUGGUCAUAGAAAACAGCUUCGGAAGCAACCGGAAGGAGACUCUUGCCUCUCUCCAGCGCUUGUCUACAGCGUUGAACAUCCUAGAAAAGUAUGGCUGUAAUCUGACAAAUCCCAACAGGCCAAAGUACUGGAGGACUGUGAAGCACAACAACCCAGUGUUCAGGGCCACUGUUGAUGCUAUUCAGGGAGGACGAGCAGUGCUUUGUCUCUAUGGUUACUCUAAUCAGCAGCCAGAUGGGCUCAGCUUCCCCGAUGAUGUCACAGAUCCUGAUGUUGGCCGAGUUGCUGCAGUGACGCUGGAAGUGAUGAGUCUGAGGAUGGAACUAGAAAUGCUUACCAAGGAGGCUCAUCCCCACCCUGAGUUCUAUGAGAGAAUCAUCCCUACACUCAGACACAAGGAUGUGGGUCUCAACACUGACGCUGUGGUCUGCCACUUCCCCUCCUCCUGCCACACAGACGGUCAGACAAAGUCUCUGGCCCUCCCCCUCCACUCCUCGAGGGGGGGCAACCAGGGCCAGUCCCUGUCAACCACCCAUCAGAGUCUCAGGAACAUCCAGGUCUGUUCCACCUCCUCAAACAAACACCCAGAGAACUGCACUAUCUGUGGAAUAUUCCGGAUCUCUGCCCACUGCGUCACCUGCCUGCUGGGGCUGUGCUCAGAGUGUGACCGGCUGUACCACUCCUACCCAGAGAGGGCCAACCACCGACGAACAGCUGUCUCUUCCUCGUUAUCUUCAUCAUCAUCACAAAACAAAAACAGUCACAGUUCUUCCACCUGGUGUUGCCUGCACUGCACUAAAGUCAACUCUGUCCGCAACGUGCUGUGUGAGGAGUGUGAGCGCCCUCGCUUGGAGUUGAUCAGCUCUAAAGCAGAUGAAUCUCAGCCUGCCACCGUCACUGAGUGGCAGUGUAAGAGCUGCACCAUGGUGAAUGCAGCCAGCAGUAUUCUGUGUGAAGUGUGUGAAAGACCGCGUUUAGCCACACGACCUCCAGUGACCCCGUCACAACCACCAAUCACACCCCCCAGACCUCCAGCACCAGCUGGCAUGCCCGGUGACCCAGAUAGCCAGUGGGUGUGUCAGUUCUGUACCUACCUGAACUACUCUCCUGCGACAGUGUGUGAGAUGUGUGACCUGGCUCGUCCGGAGCCCGCCCCCCUCCCUGUGAAGCUGCGCCCCCCCUCUCCUGUCAGACGGGUGCCGGCCCUGCCAAUCAAACCCACGGGCCCCGCUCCUGAAGACCUGGACUCCUGGAGGCAGAGGCUGAUGAAGGAGGAGGGCCUGAAGCUGAUCCAACUGAUCAGAGACGGGGAGAAGAAAGGAGUGAGUCCAGAGGAGGUGUUUACAAGCAUGAGGGUAGCAGGAGACAGCAGCAUCCUGCCCUGCAGAUGGUUGAAGACGGAGCUCCCUCUGCUGCUGGACAACAUCACAACGCUGGUGGCAACAUCUCCCCUUUCAAGCACGUCCUGUGAUGCUAAGGAUGCUGGGAAAGAGGUGGAGCCUGCAGAAAAUGAAGGUGUUGUCCAGUUGUCUCGAGCAGAGGCGAAGCAGGCCUGGCUGACAGCAGGGGGCGACACUGAGAGGGCUGCCAGACAGGCUCUGAGGGAUAGACUCUCCAAGGUGAAGGAGCUGAGUGCACUGGGCUUCAGUGAUGAGGCUCCUUGUCAUGAGGCUCUGAGGCAGAGUGGGGGGGAGGUGAGGGGGGCCCUGGCCCUGCUGCAGAGGCCCCUUCUGGAGCCCUUCCACAAACACAUUUGGAGUGACAAGCCCGAGCCUCCCGUAGACAUCCAUCACCCCGACAAACAGCGCAUAUGUCGGAGGUUACUGGCCGUUUACAAUCUCCCCAGCUGGGGCCGCUGUGAGCUGGCUCUGUCCCUGCUCCUGGAGCACAGCGCAACCUACUCCCUGGAGGAUGUAGUGCAGGCUGUGAGAGAGUCCCACGACAGGGAGUUCAUCCGGAGAGUGCUGGCUAAAGAGUGUCCCAUCUGCCUGUCUGUGUUCCCCCACAGCAAGAUGCAAUCCCUGACGUCCUGUCAGUGUUCUGUGUGCUGCGGAUGUUUCCAGCAGCACUUCACCAUCGCUGUGAGGGACAAACACAUCAGAGACAUGGUGUGUCCCGUCUGCUGGGAGCCUGACAUCAACGACCCCGAGCACCUCAACAGCUACUUCUCCACCCUGGACAUACAGCUGCGGGAGUGUCUGGAGCCAGAGGUGUACGAGCUGUUCCACAAGAAGCUGACGGAGCAGGCUCUCAUCAAGGACCCCAAGUUCCUGUGGUGCUGUCAUUGUUCAUAUGGGUUCAUCUAUGAUGGCGACCAGCUGAAAGUCACCUGUUUCCAGUGUCGCAACAGUUUCUGUGCUCAGUGUAAGAAGCCUUGGGAGUCUCAGCAUGCAGGCCUGUCCUGUGAACAGUACCAGUCCUGGAAGAGAGAGAACGAUCCAGAAUACCAGAGACAGGGCCUAGCUGGAUACCUGCGGGACAACGGCAUCACCUGUCCUAACUGUCGCUUCCAGUACGCGCUGUCUAAAGGGGGCUGCAUGCACUUCUGCUGCUCCCAGUGUCGCUACCAGUUCUGCAGCGGCUGCAACAACCCCUUCCACACUCAGAAUAAUGGAGUGGCCUUCAACACUGAGCCCCCCCCUGGAACACAGACAGGCCUGUGUGGAGUGGUAGAGCAGAAGGAUGAGGGGGGGCAGCAGCCAGACUCAGACUGUGCAGCUCAGACUCAGCCUGGACAUGCUGGACUCUGCGAGAAGCACUACAGGGAGUACCUGGUGAGUCUCAUCAACAGCCACUCCAUAGACCCCGCCCCCCUCUACAGCUCCAACGAGCUGCUGCUGGCCUGCAGGAGGUACAAGGUGGAGGACCCCCGCAGGGAGGGGGAGGACAGCUUCACCUAUUUCAGCCGACUGCUGCAGAAACUGAUGGAUGAAGAACCGCUGGGCGACAAGGUGCCACGCAAGAAAUAAUGAGUCACUUCCUGUUUUCUGCAGUGAUUUGUCCACAUGUCAACCUGAAACCCAGCUACAGGAGACAACAUGGUUAAAGUUUCCUUGUUUGGAUCGUAAAAAACUGAUGUAUAAAAAAAUGUACUGUUUGUAAUGUAUUCUUUAUUUUAUACGCAGCAUUUUUGUCCCUGUCAUGAUCCUGUAGAUGUGGCUCGUGAUCAGUAUUCCAAUCGGUUCCUCUGAACUGAAUCUUCAUUGGAGCUUUUAGCUGUGUAUCAUUGUGAUCUCUCUGUAACAACUUAACCAGCUUCACAAUAGCAGAAAACCUGUUAGCCAAAGAUAGCUAACGCACUAAUCUCACUCCAUGAUACAGGCCCCAAGGUCUCAAAUUACUUUGUCACACCAUGAAAUCCUUUACAGCACAUUUUUCAUUGUUUGGUAUUAUUCAAUACUUCUGUUGUGCAUGUUAAAACUUGACAUUUCAAUAGUAUACGGUAACAAUCUUAAAAGAUAUUAGUAGUAUCUACGAAAUACUGAGUGGAUGUAAACUCUUGUUGAACAGGUUUGCUGAUGUAAAAACUACAGAUUUUAACUACUGCUUUGUUGAAUUAUUUAAGAUUUGUGUUCAAAAUGAGAGUCUGCCGAGUGUAAAUCACACACAGCGUGCAUGUGGUGGCCUGUACUGUGCCCAAAAUAAAUAGUUAUAGAGCCUUCAAACUGUCCCAUGUGUUUGACUUUGGCAACAGUUUCACUACAUAGUGAAAAUGUCUUUAGCCAAUAUUCUGCCAGAUGCAUUUAAUGUUUCUAAAGGAU
Messenger RNA from Trematomus bernacchii (emerald rockcod), 3977 nucleotides. Its product is annotated as E3 ubiquitin-protein ligase RNF31. Gene Ontology annotation, molecular function: K48-linked polyubiquitin modification-dependent protein binding; linear polyubiquitin binding; K63-linked polyubiquitin modification-dependent protein binding. The record is from RefSeq and is a predicted model, not a curated record. Gene Ontology annotation, cellular component: LUBAC complex. Gene Ontology annotation, biological process: protein linear polyubiquitination. NCBI's taxonomy places the organism in Eukaryota, Metazoa, Chordata, Actinopteri, Perciformes, Nototheniidae.